Aaosphaeria arxii CBS 175.79 is the source of this 831-nucleotide messenger RNA. Its product is annotated as Phosphoenolpyruvate/pyruvate domain-containing protein. Gene Ontology annotation, cellular component: cytoplasm. Gene Ontology annotation, biological process: lipid metabolic process. The coding region runs from base 1 to 831 and encodes 276 amino acids. Lineage: Eukaryota; Fungi; Ascomycota; Dothideomycetes; Pleosporales. The record is from RefSeq and is a predicted model, not a curated record. The transcript has 5 exons. Gene Ontology annotation, molecular function: aldehyde-lyase activity; phosphoric diester hydrolase activity.
AUGAACUCUCUCCAGGAAAAGAGCAGGAUAUACCAGGCCUUCAAGAGAGGUGGUCCGAGUUUCGGAGGAUGGCAGAUGCUUCCCGGGACCAACUCAUCUCGAGCUAUCGCGAGGUCAGGUGUAGACUGGAUCUGUGUCGAUUGUGAGCAUGGCAACAUCGACGAUGGACAAAUGCACGAAGCCGUUGUAGCGAUAGCUGCAACAGGAGUCAGUCCAAUCGUCCGCAUCACUGCCAACGAACCCUGGAUGGUCAAACGUGCACUCGAUGCCGGAGCCCAUGGAAUUGUAGUCCCCUUAAUCUACACAGUAGACGACGCCAAACGACUCGUCUCAUCUGCGAAAUUCCCACCAGAAGGCACUCGAGGUUUUGGAUCGCCAUUCUCGCCCCAGACCUUCUCAAAUGAAACAAUGACAUAUUACCUCCAAAACGCGAACUCAACUCUAAUCACCAUUGUCCAGAUCGAGACCAAGUCUGCCUUGGAACAGGUCCGAGAGAUUGCCGCACUCCCAGGUGUCGACUGUCUCCUCAUCGGCCCCUUCGACUUGGGAAAUAACAUCGGCAGGCCCAUCCUGGCUGAAGGCAUGCACCCAGAGCUUGUCUCUGCCAUCGAUUCCAUCAAGGAGGCUGCCCAUGCAGAGGGCAAGAAGGUGGGUAUCUAUUGCACCAGUGGCGAGCAGAGCAGGAUGUACGCAGAGAAAGGGUUCGAUGUCAUCAGUAUCGCGGCGGAUGUUCUGGCAUUACAGGCGCAAUUCUCCGAGACGCUGAGGAUUGCUCAGGGUGGAAAGGUUGGUGAGGCAAAGGGGACGGGGGCGGGAUAUGAUGGGAAGUAG